Molecule: messenger RNA, 972 nt
Organism: Sphenostylis stenocarpa
Lineage: Eukaryota; Viridiplantae; Streptophyta; Magnoliopsida; Fabales; Fabaceae
Source: the annotation of a GenBank genome assembly
AUGGCUCAAUUGCCACCAAAAGUUCCAAACAUGACACCCACUUGGUCAGAGUUUACUACUCACCAAAAGAUGUCUUUCCUCAAAACAAUGACACCAAACAUGUCAAACCAAAACCCUUCGUGGGUGGAUGAGUUUGUAGACUUCUCUGCGGCAAGGCGUGGUGCUCACCGACGGGCUGUCAGUGACUCUAUUGCCUUUCUUGAGACACCAGCACUGGAUCAUCAUUGUAAAUGCCGUGCAAGUGGUGACGAUGACAACGAGUUUGAAAGGUUUGAUGAUGAACAAUUCAUGUCCAUGUUUAGUGAUGAGGCUUCAGGAAAUAAUAAUAACAACACGACGGCACCCACAUUGUCCUACUCCAACCCUUCUACACCCUCUGACCACAACAGCAUCAACGAUGAGCAGAAAAUGAACAAGGAAAAGGAGGAGGAAGAGGAGAAGAACCAAGUGAAGAGUGAAUCAGAUGAAGAUGAAAGCCAAUGCAAGCAAGAAAUCACAGAAACUCCAGAUGAUUGUAAUAAUAGUAAUGCAAAUGCGACAACUUGUUCCAGUGAGAAAAUCACAGACCCCAAGAGGGUCAAAAGAAUCUUGGCAAAUAGACAAUCUGCACAAAGAUCAAGAGUGAGGAAGCUGCAAUACAUAUCUGAGCUUGAACGAAGUGUGACUUCAUUACAGGCAGAAGUUUCAGUACUGUCUCCGCGGGUUGCAUUUUUGGAUCAUCAACGUUUGCUGUUAAAUGUGGACAACAGUACUUUGAAGCAAAGAAUCGCCGCGCUGGCCCAAGACAAGAUCUUCAAAGAUGCACAUCAAGAAGCACUGAAGAGGGAGAUAGAGAGACUGAGGCAAGUGUAUCACCAGCAAAACAUAAAGAAUAUGGACAAUGCUGCAGGAUCACCAUCCCAAUCCCCAUUACCAUCUCCAAAACCACUAUGUGAUACACACACUGAGAAGGAACAGCUUAUCAAUGUUUGA